Messenger RNA from Temnothorax curvispinosus, 549 nucleotides. RefSeq names its product RNA polymerase II degradation factor 1-like. The record is from RefSeq and is a predicted model, not a curated record. The transcript has 3 exons. NCBI's taxonomy places the organism in Eukaryota, Metazoa, Arthropoda, Insecta, Hymenoptera, Formicidae. Bases 1 to 549 code for a protein of 182 amino acids.
AUGUCCGAGCGGCCUGCACAGGCGAUGUGGACCGUAGCACCCGGUGCUUCCGGUGCGGAGACAACAACCACCGAGCACGGGAAUGCAGAGCCCCCCCCCAAGUGUCCCGUCUGCAGCGACCUGGGAAAACCGGCGGGACACAGGGCGGGCGGUAAACUUGUCCUUCCGCAAGGAAGAAAAGCCGAAACAGGCAACGGGUCGAGGGGCAGAUCGGAGUCGGGACCUCCUAAAGCCCAACCGAGAAUCACCUCUAUUGAAAAGACAGACCCAAAGCCUAGAGAAAGAGGAAAAACAGAACGAGACUCGGACCAAGCGAAAAGGCAACAGCGGCAGCAACAACCGCUGCAGCUGCAGGAGCAGCAGCCACAGCUACCGUGGCAGCAACUCGUUCCUGCGCAGAACCCUGAGGAAAUACAGGGUAACGAAGAGGUGGAAAUGGAGCUAACGGAGCCGCAGCAAACGACCCCAUUGCCGGUUCCAGCCCAUGAAGCGACGCCCGAGACUUACGAGCAAGUAGUGCAGGAAAUGCAGCAGAAUGCAGAGCCUUAA